GAGGCAGAGUUUCCUCAACGUAGGUAGCGGGCGUAUGAAGCCCGACCAGCAAAAACAGCUUUGAACCGGUUUGUUCUCCGGCAAACAAGCGGUAUAAAACGGAUUCUGUGCGCGUAGCUGCUGCUGGCACACGGGUCUGCUCACACCUCAGAUAAAGCCUUGCGGAAGCUCGGCAUCUGCAUGUGAUGUUUUAAAAAUAUUUUUUGUAAUUCAAUUUCGAUUCUAUACAAAGAGUUAUUAUAGGGAGACCAUCCUUCAUGGCAACUCCCUGUAGCGAACGCGCACUUAUCCUGCAGUUGCCUGUUGUUGUGCAUGUGGCUGUUGUUGAUGUUGAGCACUGGAAAGGGUGUGCCUGUAAAAGUUCAGUGUUUCGUGCCAGAACCGAGGGGAGAUAGGCAAAAGGCAGGUUAAAGUACAAGGUAGGCAGUCCAGACUCCAAACUCUCCUCCUUCAAGGUGUGGUCUGUGUGAGGGCACAAAAUGGGCAGCGCAGGAUGAGAGGGUUGCACUCUGUUUUAAACAGGUGACCUGCCAGGCAAGAGCAGCAUCAACAUCAAGAUGUGAGUGUGUAUUUGGCAUUUAUCUACAACUUUAGAAAGGAACUUAGGACAUUUAUCACUUCGUUAAUCAUGAUUCAUGUCUCCAAACUUGCUUGUGAUUUAUUUUGUCUGUAUUCUCAUGCAUUUGUGUCGUUGCUUGUCCAGUCCACCUGUGCUUUUAACACUUUUUGCUUUUUUCCCCCCGGUUUUCCCCAGGAAACCUCCCUGUUGACAGCAUGAGUCUUCAGAACUCAAAGAAUGUGCUGGAUGGAGGUUGGGGAUGGGUCAUUGUUGUGGCCUGCUUCGUGGCCCAGUUCCUGGCCUACGGCUCCCCCCAGUCGGUGGGCGUCCUGUACCCGGAGUGGCUCCACGCCUUCCAGGAGGGGAAAGGCAUGACAGCCUGGGUUGGCUCCCUGGUCUCUGGAGUGGGACUCAUAGCCAGUCCGGUCUGCAGUGCCUGUGUGGAUAACUUUGGGGCGCGCCCUGUGACCAUCUUCAGUGGGGUUAUGGUGGCAGGGGGCCUGAUGCUCAGUGCCUUCGCCCCAAACGUUCAGUUCCUCAUCUUCUCUUACGGUAUAGUCGUCGGUCUUGGCUGCGGUCUUCUCUAUGCUGCAACAUUGACCAUCACCUGUCAGUACUUUGACAAGAGACGUGGCCUCGCCCUCGGCAUAGUCACCACAGGCACAAGUGUGGGAGGGUUCCUCUAUGCCACUGCUCAGAAUGAGCUGAUUCUUCUCUUUGACAUGGACGGCUGCCUGCUGAUUAUCGGAGCCUUGGCCCUCAACCUCAUGGCCUGUGGCGGCUUCAUGAGGCCUCUGAACAUGCCUGCCUACUACCUCAAACAGAAGGCUGCUCUGGAGCGCACAGAGGAGCAGCUCUUUGAGAACCCGCCUGCUGACGACCUCAAGACCACACCGAGCACCGGCGAGAGAACCUUGACGGUCAAGGAUCUCCUGAUCAUCAUCGACGCCAAAGACAUCACCAUCACCACAACUGACAAAAAAGGGGGCUUCAUGGCAGGUUCAGCCAUUGUGAAAAUGAUCAAGAAGAAGCGUCAGGCCUACUCAAAGUACAUGCACUCCACGGCUGACUUCCUGCACAACAGAAACUUCAUGGCCCUCUGCAUCGCCAUCUUCCUGUUCAGCCUGGGAGCCUUUCCUCCGGUCCUCUUCAUGGAGGAUGUGGCCCAGAGUGAGGGCCUCGUCGACGAGGUCAGCAUCAUCCCCCUGGUCUCCAUUGUAGCCGUCACUGCCGGCGUGGGCAAGCUGACCCUGGGCAUACUAGCAGACGUGAGGUGGAUCAACAGUGUGUUCCUGUACGCCUUCACCCUGCUGGGGACCGGGACAGCCCUCCUCCUCAUCCCCAUGUCCAAGAGCUACGUAGGCCUGCAGGUACUCUCCGCUGUGGUGGGCUUCUUCUCUGGGAACUGGUCCCUAACGUCUUACAUCACCACCAAGAUUGUGGGCCUGGACAAACUGACCCAAGCCCAUGGGGUCCUCAUGUUCUUUGGGGGAUUCGGGAUCGUGCUCGGGCCCCCUGUUGUUGGGUGUUUUUUUGACUGGACCCAGUCCUAUGACCUGGCCUUCUACUUCAGUGGAGGCUCUGUGCUCCUGGGUGGGGUCACGCUCUUUCUCUGUGCUCUGCCCUGGUGGGACAAAAAGAAGGCUGACAUCGACAGGCCCGACAUUCAGUACACCAGCAACUGUGACAAAGUUGCCUCUGUAGCCUGAACACUGACUUUCACAUCGACCUUGCUCUCCAGUGCUCCCAGCUAUUUUUGCUGAUAAACGUUAUACCGUUCAAGAGGUUGUUGAGAAUAUUUCCUAGUGCCAGAUUUCACAUACCUGAGAAGAGUAUUGAAGUAGAGUAGGCCUUUUCUAUAUAUCUUUAGUGUUUUUAAAGAUGCCUAUGUUGAGCAUUUUAAUUACGGUCUCAUUUUAAGAGGCCUAUUCAACAAAAUGUUUUUUAAACAAAUGAAUACAAUAGAUUAUGUUUACUUAGAAUGAAUGCUGUUUUUUAAGUUUCCGGAUCUUCACUGGGCUCAAAUGAAAAAUACUUUUUCUUCUGGUGACCCUGUGGAGAAAUGCAAACCAACAGUAGCCUGUGAAGAUGUUGGUUGAAAACACAAAAGACUGUUCAAAUUACUCAACAUAUGGAAAUGUAUAACCAUGCAAAAUUCCAAUUACAAAGAAUUUACCAGGUAUUUCCUGGAGGGAAAAAAUACAGGGAUUGGAAAAAAAUGAGGGAAUGCACUUUAAUGUACUCUUUUUAAUUAUAGCCGAACAAACUGUUUGUUUCUAUCUUACCAAAGCACCAGGAUGGUGGAUGCCUGUCAACACGUUAUGCCUGAUGAAUACAAGCCUUGCUUUUAAAGGAUAGAUAUGUCUUGUUUUUAAAUUCAUUGGCAUUGUGCUGUAUUUUACUUGUACUGUCCAAACGUGUUUGUUUGAGUUAGGGAGGUACUGAACACCUCACUUUUGUCUUGACCUGACUAAGAACUUGCUGAAGAAUAUGUGGGGCAAAUACCAGAGACUUUACAGGAAUAAAGUCCAGUUCCUCUAACUAAUGCAUGCUGGUUCUUCGUGGCAUGACCCAUUUCCUGCAUUUGUUCAGCAGGCUUGUAAAACUUUUGUUUUUGUCUGUGGUUUUUGUUUUUUAAUAGCACUAUAUUUUGUAGUUAUGAUUUUAUAUUUUUAAAGAAUAGAAUGAUUGUGAUUCCUGCUUUGUUAGUCACUUGAAGAUCUGAUUUUGUAUGUAAAAUGUACCACUAUAUAUAAUAAUAUUGUUUUAUUCUCAGUCUAGCGUCUUUGUAGAAGUAUUUACAGGGUUUAAAAUACAAUACUAAAUAUCUGUGAUCCAAAAAGGCUAGAAACAGUAGAGCUGUCACUUUUUAUAUGAUGUUGAACCACUUUGUAUUUUCUUUUUUAAUGUCAGUGUUACGGUAUUUAUGUUUGCAAUUUUUCUAUUUUAUUUUCAACAAAGUGCCAAUAAAAUGAAAUUCAAUAUUGUGA
Coregonus clupeaformis (lake whitefish) is the source of this 3549-nucleotide messenger RNA. RefSeq names its product monocarboxylate transporter 9. NCBI's taxonomy places the organism in Eukaryota, Metazoa, Chordata, Actinopteri, Salmoniformes, Salmonidae. The transcript is spliced from 6 exons. Gene Ontology annotation, molecular function: monocarboxylic acid transmembrane transporter activity. The record is from RefSeq and is a predicted model, not a curated record. The coding region runs from base 775 to 2268 and encodes 497 amino acids. Gene Ontology annotation, biological process: transmembrane transport; monocarboxylic acid transport.